AAACAAAUACUUCAAAAUUCAAAAUGUUUGCUGGCAACUCGCAACCCAUGCAUGUCUCAUGCAUUUAAAAAUAAUUGAUAACCAUAAAUUUCCAAUUCUAGAUUUAGAUUUCUAUUGAUUGUGUAAAUUUCAGAUAUAGCCCAUACAAAGUUGAAAUUUUUCGUGAUAAUUCAUUGUAAGUUUUUACUUUUUGUUAAUUAAUUGUUCUGGACUAUUUUAAUCAUUGGAUCAAUCUCAACUUUUUGGUGGGCGCAUGGUUUUUUAUGCUAAUCAAAAUGCCGAACGUUCAAAAUACAGGCGGGUCAUCAAGAAUGACUCAAGAAGAACUAGUUGAAUUCAAACUGAGACAACAGCUAAGGCAAUCAAGUGUGGAACUGAGAGACCUGGAAGCAAAGCUGAAAGUAGCUUACGUCAAUAAAGAACUCCAUGCUCAAAUUCAAGAAAGAAUAACAGCAAAAGCAAUUGAGAAGGAGAAGGAGAGAAAUAUUAAAGAAGCAAUGAAUACUGUAAUGGAGAAACAAAAGGAAGAAGAACACAGAAGAGAAUUGGAAAUGAUUAAACGGAAACUUGAAUAUCGGAGAGAACUUCAGCAACAGAUAGAGGAAACUAACAGGGUGGAUGAAAAAGCUUUCAGAAUAUUCAUGAAGGAUAAAGCCUUGAUAGAUGCCAUUGCCCAACAAUUGCAUGAUGAAGAAAUCAGGCAACAAGAGCUGGAUUUGAUCAAGAAAAUGAAGACUAAGGAGGAAUUAGACAAUUUCAUAUUAAUGAAAGAAGCAUGGAUGAGGAGAGAAAAAGAACUCAUCCAGGAAGAAGACAGGAAACUCAUAGUAUAUUGGCGUCAGAAAGACGUUAUUGAAGAAACUAGAAAAAAAGAACAACAAGAGGUUACUGAGGAACUUGACAAGAGGAAACAGGUUCUGAUGCAGUAUUUGGUAGAGGAAAAGGAGAAAAAAGAACAUGAGCAGCAAAUAAUGGAGGAAUUCGCGAUGAAGGUGCAGAGAUUAAGAGAAGAAGAUAAAAUUCGGGAGGAUAUGGAAAAGGCUGUGCGACAAAAGAUUGAGUUGAAAAGGAUUAAUGAUAAUCAGAGGAAAGAUAGACUCGAGGAACUCGAACGAGAGAGACAAUUGGAUGAUCUCUAUAGACAACAGCUACUCGAUAAGUUUGCUGAAGACGAACGAAUAGAACAAAUGACCAAAGAACGACGUCGUCUGAAGAUCAUAGAUAAUCGAAGAGCCGUACAAAACCAGAUGGAAGAAAGACAACGGAAACGUGUUGAAGAGGAGAGAAGACUCAAAGAACUUGAGAGAUUGGAAGAGGAUCACAUUCGUUCAAGACUGAAGUUGAUAGAAGAGGAGCGUCUGAGGAUGCUGAGAGAACACGCUACUCACCUCAUCGGAUUUCUGCCAAAGAACCUGCUGCAGUCCAAUGAUUUUCCCCAUCUGGGGUCGUCCAUAGUAGACAGCAGUAGGGGUACAGUGAACAGCUGUACCAGGCCUCCUGGGCUUCUAGGGACGACUUUGAAAGUUCCAUCAAGGAACAUGUGGUUCGCCUAACCCAGGUGGACAAUCGCAUCAACCAGUCUCCUGCUGGCAAACCAGAUUGUUCCGCCUCCCACUUCUGCCACAAAGAAGUCACUCUGUCCAUCUCUCGUUCGACGAAGGUUGGCAAAGCGAUCUUCCUGAAGAGACGCCCGCAUCUCUUCGAUGGAUUUUGGCGUUUUGGGCUGAAUCGCCCUCCUAGAUCUGGCCAUAGUUCGCAGAACCGUAGAUCUUGAUAGUCGUACAGCUGCAUCUCUAUGUCUGGGAAAGUAAUUAAAGAAAAAAUACUUUACUUAAUACUCAC
Messenger RNA from Nilaparvata lugens (brown planthopper), 1842 nucleotides. Its product is annotated as meiosis-specific nuclear structural protein 1-like. The transcript has 10 exons. Gene Ontology annotation, biological process: cilium organization. Gene Ontology annotation, cellular component: motile cilium. The record is from RefSeq and is a predicted model, not a curated record. The coding region runs from base 264 to 1553 and encodes 429 amino acids. NCBI's taxonomy places the organism in Eukaryota, Metazoa, Arthropoda, Insecta, Hemiptera, Delphacidae.